Elgaria multicarinata webbii is the source of this 1876-nucleotide messenger RNA. RefSeq names its product charged multivesicular body protein 5 (gene CHMP5). Lineage: Eukaryota; Metazoa; Chordata; Lepidosauria; Squamata; Anguidae. Gene Ontology annotation, cellular component: multivesicular body. Gene Ontology annotation, biological process: late endosome to vacuole transport via multivesicular body sorting pathway; vesicle budding from membrane. Bases 93 to 752 code for a protein of 219 amino acids. The transcript is spliced from 8 exons. The record is from RefSeq and is a predicted model, not a curated record.
CGGGUCCGAAAGGCUCUCCUGGGUGGAAAGUUCCUGGUCGCCCCAUUGUUUGUGCUCCUGUUCGGCUUCCCUUCGCCCGGGCACCUGCUGAAAUGAACCGCUUGUUUGGCAAGUCGAAGCCUAAGGCGCCGCCUCCGAACUUGACGGACUGCAUUGGCACGGUGGAUGGCAGAGCAGAGUCUAUUGACAAGAAAAUUUCUAGGCUUGAUGCAGAACUGGUGAAGUAUAAAGAUCAAAUGAAGAAAAUGAGGGAGGGGCCUGCAAAGAACAUGGUAAAGCAGAAAGCCCUGAGGGUGUUAAAACAGAAGCGAAUGUAUGAAAACCAACGGGAUAACCUUGCCCAGCAGUCUUUCAAUAUGGAACAAGCCAAUUACACCAUCCAGUCUCUGAAAGAUACAAAAACAACGGUUGAUGCCAUGAAAGUGGGAGUGAAGGAAAUGAAAAAGGCUUACAAACAAGUAAAAAUUGAUCAGAUUGAGGAUCUGCAAGACCAGUUGGAAGAUAUGAUGGAAGAUGCUAGUGAAAUUCAGGAAGCACUGGGGCGUAGUUAUGGGACUCCGGAGAUCGAUGAAGAGGACUUGGAGGCAGAAUUGGAGGCGCUGGGUGAUGAACUUCUUGCUGAUGAAGAUACCUCUUAUCUAGAUGAAGCUGCAUCUGUUCCAUCAAUUCCAGAGGGCGUGCCAACUGACGCAAAAAACAAAGAUGGUGUACUGGUGGAUGAAUUUGGACUGCCACAGAUCCCUGCAACAUAACUCAAGUUCAUUGGAAAUGCUGUUUCUCAUCUUACAAAUUUCUAAACAAAAACAUUUGAGGUGGUGGAGAAUAUAGCUUUCCAAUAACACUCAAUAUCACUACGUUAUGAAAUAUGGAGUGAAUGACGACUGUUCAUUCUCCCCCUCUGAACAUAUUUUAUUACUAGCUUUUCUAUUAACAGCAAGAAAUUGGUAGUACUUUUUCCUUCAGUGAGAUCCAUUCAAAGUUCUAAAAUUUUGCUUCAUCACUCUUGUAGAAGUAUUGUAUUUGGGAUUAUUUAUAGUUUUCUUUGAUUUCUCUGAAUAACAAAGGGUGGUUGUGAUAGUUUAUCUUCAAAUAACUUUAUUGUGCUUGCUUUAAUUAUACAUAUUUUCUAAGAAUACUUCAGUUCUGGCUUUAUUGCUAAUGGGUUAUAUCCAGACGUAGUCAAUCUUGGAAUAGACCCAUUGAAAUCAACAGAACAUGUUAAUCCAUUAUUUCAGUGGGGCUACACUAAGCAUAACUAGAACUGGAUCCAAACUUAUUUAUUUGCUAUAGCUUUUAAUGUAGUUGUUUAAGAAAUACAUGCAAAGGAGAUGGUAUAAUCCAUAAUCCAUUUUGACAUAAAUUAUAUACCAUAUAGGGUAGCGUGAUGCUAUUGUGUGGUAUUUUUCUAAGACAUUUUUCCUUUUGUGUCUACUACUGGUAAAGACCAAGCUAUCAACUUCUUAACUUGAUUGAUUUCCAGCUUUCCAUUUCUACAUGGGAACUAUUUAUAUGUAAUUCUGUUUUGGAAAGUCCAGAUUCCAAAAAAGCAUCCCAGCAUCAUCCUUAUUUUUUGGAGAAUGUAAAGUCCUAGUCGUAGCUAAUAUUUUGGGAGACACAGUUUGAGAGAGAUGGACAGUAAUGAGACAGCACCCCCACCUGAAAGUCCCAUUGUUAGUCACCACUUUCUCCAAUACACCUCAGUGGGUUGGCAGCUGGGGUGAGGCCACUUGGUACUUUUUAGGGGGUUGGAUCUUGGCUAUGGGCUUCCCGCUAGAGAUGGGGGAGAAAUUCAUUCAGUUUACAUUUUAAUGCAAACCUACCUAAUUAGCAUUUCAUAAACCAAUCAAUGUGUGAACUAAAACAGUUUCCUUCACUA